This is a messenger RNA of Pyricularia oryzae 70-15, 1191 nucleotides long. RefSeq lists its product as uncharacterized. Bases 282 to 827 code for a protein of 181 amino acids. The record is from RefSeq and is a predicted model, not a curated record. The transcript has a single exon. NCBI's taxonomy places the organism in Eukaryota, Fungi, Ascomycota, Sordariomycetes, Magnaporthales, Pyriculariaceae.
CGCAGCUUUCUUUGGCUGCCUCUGUGCCUGCAUCUCCGUGAUAUAAUCCCGCAGAUUCUUUCGACUAUAAUACCGACUUGUUGUGCCUCGCUUCAAAUCAGAUUCUGGUUUCCUACUCGCUCGCUCUGCAUUGCCCACCAGCUUUCAAAAGACCACGUCAAAAGAAGUCGCAGCUCCGGCGUCGUCCAGCCAUUCUCACCGCCAGCACUUCCAUCAAGUCAAAAGCCACUCUUUACAAAUUACAAAUUACAAAUUCCAAAAAAAAUAAAAAAAUUAAAAAAAUGAGGGUCUCUCAGAUCAUUGCCAUCUUCGGCUUCGUCGCCGUCGGCGUCGCCCAGCAACUCCCCCCAUCCCCCACCGCCUCGGUCGGUUGCGAACCUCACGAUGACCACUGGCACUGCGACGGCCCGCGCACCACCUCCGCGUCGGGACAGUCCGUAACCGCCGGCCCCACCGGCGUGACCACUGGACCUCCUGCCGCCAGCACGACCGCCACCUCCAGCCACCACCACGACCACGACGAUGACCACGACGACGACCAUGACCAUGACCAUGACCAUGACGACGACGACGACGACCACAGCAGCGGCACGCGUACGCUCCCGCCGUCGCCCACCGCUUCUGUCGGCUGCCAGCCCCACGGCGACCACUGGCACUGCGACGGCCCCAAGACGGGCAGCGCCGCCGCUGGCGCCACCACCACCGGCGCCACCACCCCGAGGCCUUCUGGUGGUGCUGCCUCUUCCACCCCAGCCCCUGGCGGAGCCGCGCGUGCUGGUUUCGGUGCCGCGGCUAUCGCUGCUGCCGGCGCGGUCCUGAUCCUCUAAAAGCACCUUGGCUCUUGUUGGAUUGCAAUCUUCAUCUUGUCUUUCUUCUCCGUCGGGUCCUCGGGGGCUAUGGUUUCCCGGUUCCGACCAGUUUUAAUAAUGUCCUUUUACGAACAAAAUGCGAUGGAUGGGUUCAUGGCUGGGAGAUAUCCUCUUGUCCUUGUUUUAUUUUAUUUAUUUAUUCUUCUCUACUUGGCAACGCCCACUCGCCUCAAUUGGCAAAACGUCAACCGCAGGUGAAGCGCAGAGCAAUUGCUUUAAUUUACCUGGAAACAUGGUCUCGAGAAUAGCAAUUUGAUUGGCCUCCGUAGCUCUAGUGUCUUAAUGGCAGAAAUUUAGCCGUGCCAUGGAUGCAAACUUUACA